Messenger RNA from Vitrella brassicaformis, 2461 nucleotides. The record is from the annotation of a GenBank genome assembly. Lineage: Eukaryota; Vitrellaceae.
AGAGAAUUGGAGGAAGAAGGAAGAGAAGAAAGGAAUGGCAUGAUAUUGAUGCUCAGCGUUCGCAUUUGACGUCAUAUAUUUGGUGGCCUUCAAGCCGAGUAGUUGGAGCUGAGCCGGCAUUCGGACACAGAAGGAGGCUGAUAGCUCACGCUACACGACAACAGACCAAUGGUACGACAGUCAGGGAGUGACGUUUUCCUGCCAUUCUCUGUCACUGUGUUCGUCUCUGCUUUCGUCUCACUGGUUGUUACAGUUUUCAGCCAACAGGCUGGUAUCGACGCUGUCAUGGUGUCCGGUGCUGUUCAUCGUGGCCAUUUUUGUCGGAGAAGCCUUCAGCUAUCUUUGUAGGCCCACAGAACAGACACUCGCACAUAACGCGGAAACACAUCCUCUGUCUGUUCUGUGGUGUGUGGCUGUGUGCGGUGCAGUCAUCUUCUGCUACAAGAUCUUAUGGCUGUACUACGCCAGGGUAAGACGCGCGCACCUGUACCUCCUUGCCUUGGUUCGUUCAUUCAAAUGUGCUGGCUGCUGUCUGUGCGUCCGUCCUUUGAAGGAGUGGCAGUCGAUAGUGGCCGGCGUCUUCUUCGCCCUUCUGUGGACGCUCGCUUUCUGGAGCUACAUCGCCGCCGCAUUCACACGUGUGUACGCACUCACGCAGAUAUCUAUCUGGCAGAUGGGUCUCUGUCCGUCUGUCUGUCUGUCUGUCUGCAGCCCCCGGGUUUCCCCCCGAGGCAUGGACGUACUGGGCGCGAUUGCGGCAGGAGGAGGCGCAGAAGCCGAUGCGGUCGUGGGCACCGGGGCACAUGGGGUGGUGCCAUAAGUGUACAGAUGUGCGGCCCGAACGGGCGCACCACUGCUCGGUAGGGAGGGAGGGAUAAUCACACAGCAGAGGAGAGAGAGUAUCGAUAUAUUGGUUGGCAUACAAAUGAAGGAUAUGCAUUCAUUCAUGUGCGUUUGUCGGUCGUGCAGGUGUGUGGUCGGUGUGUUAUGCGAAUGGACCAUCACUGUGUGUGAGGGGGGCGGGAAAGAAGAACCACUCAUGGAAAAGAGAGGGAGCCCACGGUGUUUGUCGGCCCCGUGUGUGUGUAUGAUCCGCGUGUAGGUCCAUGGAUCGGCAACUGCGUGGGGUUUACCAACCACAAGUAGGUAGCCAUGCGUCCGUCACACAGAUCUUUUUCAUGAAUGCAAUGCUUUGUGCUGUGUGUGUGUGUGAGGUUCUUCCUGCUGCUGGGUCUGUGGGGCUCGUUGGUGUGUAUAUAUGUGGUGGCCACCAGCCUGUCGACGUUCCUCGUGGCAUUCUCAGACAUCGGCCUGCUCAUCAAAAAAGCGGUAACACGCACACACAGGCAGACAGGCAGACAGGAAGGCGCAUGCACACGCGUCUACCGUGUGUGUGUGUGUGUGUGUCUGCAUUCCUCAUUGCUGCAUCCAGGGUGUUGGGUUGCUGUGGUGGAGUGGCUUCAUGCUCGGUGGGCAAUCGUGUGACAUAGUGCUCUUCUUUCUUAAGAGCCACACAUCAGUUCAUGUGUGUGGUGUUGUGUCGCAUUGGUCAGCAUGCAUCUUUGCCGCUGCCUUCGGCAUCGCUCUAUUCAUUGUAAGGCUAUCGCAUCAUCGCACCACACACAGACUGAUCCAUCCAAAGGAGAAGAAUCGUCACCAUUUCCCUUGGUCGCCUGGCCUGUGUGCAGCUGUUCGUGGGCCAUGUGAUCAUGGUGCUACAGAACUUUACAUCCAUCGAAGCGGGCUAUCCCGGAAAAGUACACAACAGACACACGCAGAGGCACUGGCCGAUUGACUCAUCAGCUGUCUCAACUCAACACCACCUGUCUGUCCUCUUCUUUCUUUCUGCGUUUCAGAAUCCCUAUAACGUCGGUUGGCGUCAGAACCUCGAGCAGCUGUUCGGCUCACCUGGUUUUGAUUGGCUCGUCCCCAUCCGGCCACGACGCCCACUCAGCGACGGCACGUCCUUCCCCACCAACAGCAGAUCCCACCCCACAUCGCCCAACGCCAUGCAGAUCCAUCCACACCCACACCCACACGCCAAUGCACACCAAGGUGAUGAUGAGCGGCCACAUGCGGCCGACACGGUCAUCCCCAUGCCGACGAGCGAGGCGUGGUGCGACGGCAGCCUCAGCAGCAGCAAGGGUGACAGGGAUGGGUCGCCGCAUGCGCGGUUGGGUCCAGGUGUGGAUUAUGCCGAGAGGGAGACGGUGGAUGGGUCGCCGGUUGGGGCGUCGAGCGAGGAGGGAGGGGUGGGGGUGGAGGGGAGGCGGGAGGUCAACGGGAGGACCAUAUGCGUGAGAUAGAUAGCCGCAGUGGCGGCGAUGGCGCUGUUUUUGGAGGGAGGCUUCUUGUCUUUGCGCGCGUGUCUGUAUGGGUGUAGACAUCUGAAUAUCCACGCAUGGCAGCACUGUUGGUCGGUGAAGUGUAGAUGAGAUGGGUCUUAUCGUCAGUAAAUGCC